CGUGCUGCGACAGGUCAAGGGGGAGCGGACUUGCUGUUCCCCCGGUUAGUUAUUGCUCUUUCCCUUCCUCGCUUCGAACCAAAUCAAAUCGGAGCAGCGAAACAAAAGAUCCCUAGCCUCUCCGCCUUCGAUUCGGCCAGACACCAAUCAGCUAGCUAAUGCCGCGCCAGUCGCGAGAUCUGUAGCGGCACUGGGGUUUCACCAGCGGCGCGGCGGGCAUGGAGGCGCAGAACGGCGGCGGCGGCGGGGCACCGGUGGUGCUCAACGUGUACGACCUGACGCCCAUCAACAACUACCUCUACUGGUUCGGCCUCGGCAUCUUCCACUCCGGAAUCGAAGUUCAUGGCAUGGAGUACGGAUUUGGAGCACAUGAGUUCCCAACAAGUGGGGUUUUUGAGGUGGAACCAAAAAGCUGCCCUGGAUUCGUUUAUAGAAGGUCUGUUUGGGUGGGCACAACCAACAUGUCUAGGGCAGAGUUCCGCUCGUUCAUUGAAAAUCUUACAGGAAAGUACAAUGGCAAUACAUAUCAUUUGAUUUCAAAGAAUUGCAACCAUUUUACAGAUGAUGUCUGUAAGAACUUAACCAGGAAAUCAAUCCCUGGAUGGGUGAAUAGGCUAGCAAGAGUGGGUUCAUUUUUCAACUGCCUUCUACCAGAAAGCAUCCAAGUAUCUACAGUCAGACACAUCCCUACUCAUCCUGCUUUUUCUGAUGAUGAUAUGGAAUCGAUAUCUUCAUCGGUCAUUGGAGACAGUGAUGUGGAAGAGUUGGACCAACACCUGCUGCCAGCACCAACUGCUGACCUCCAUUCUGUAGACAUGCCGCCAAAGAUAGCCAAAGAUCUUCUCUGAAUUAUUCCACCAUUUUGGAUUCCACGCAGCAGUGUAACUUCCACCAUGCUGUUUAUAAUGAGUAUGCCUUGUCUGAUUGUUUCAUAA
This is a messenger RNA of Phragmites australis (common reed), 935 nucleotides long. Its product is annotated as deSI-like protein At4g17486. Gene Ontology annotation, molecular function: deubiquitinase activity. Lineage: Eukaryota; Viridiplantae; Streptophyta; Magnoliopsida; Poales; Poaceae. The coding region runs from base 219 to 848 and encodes 209 amino acids. The record is from RefSeq and is a predicted model, not a curated record. Gene Ontology annotation, biological process: protein deubiquitination. The transcript is spliced from 4 exons.